UUGGUAUCUGAACCCAGGGAGACACUUCAGACGGAAGCUUUUGAACAUUUUUUUCGAAAACGAAACACAAUGGACCCGAUCAACGAAGAAAAUAUUAAAAUGUAUUUUUAUAAGAAUAGACUGAAAACUUUCGAAGGCUGGCCUUUCGACGAAGACUGCGCGUGCACUCCGCAAAACAUGGCAAAAGCUGGAUUCAUUCACACCCCUUCAGAUAACAGUCCAGACAUUGCCAUGUGUUUCUUUUGCCUCAAAGAGCUGGAGGGUUGGGAGCCAGAGGAUGACCCAGAAAAGGAGCACAAAUCUCAUUCACCAUCCUGCCACUUUAUCGCCUUGAAGAAGAAAGUAGAAGACCUGAAUGUGGAAGAAUUUUUCAAGCUACAGAAAGAGAGGCACAAGUUCAUCAUUAACAAAUCCUGCAAUGAUGGCAUCACCAAGUUUGAGGAGGCAGCGAAAAAGAGAAGAGCAGAUAUCAUUAAGUCGGCCAUGGGUGAAGAGUGAACUGAAGAUAAAGACAGAUGAAUGAGAGUGGUGUAUGACAGAUUGUUUUGUUGCUGAUGUGCAGGUCCGUCGCUGUAAUCUGUUCAUUUCCAGAGGUCGUUUAUAAUGUCUGUCUUUUUAAAAACAGUGUCUCUGAUCUGUCCUGUUUUCUGUGUCAUGUAUUUCACUUUUUCUUUAUAUUAAACUUGUC
Sphaeramia orbicularis (orbiculate cardinalfish) is the source of this 688-nucleotide messenger RNA. RefSeq names its product baculoviral IAP repeat containing 5a (gene birc5a). Bases 70 to 498 code for a protein of 142 amino acids. The transcript is spliced from 4 exons. Lineage: Eukaryota; Metazoa; Chordata; Actinopteri; Kurtiformes; Apogonidae. The record is from RefSeq and is a predicted model, not a curated record.